Laccaria bicolor S238N-H82 is the source of this 435-nucleotide messenger RNA. RefSeq lists its product as uncharacterized. Lineage: Eukaryota; Fungi; Basidiomycota; Agaricomycetes; Agaricales; Hydnangiaceae. The transcript is spliced from 3 exons. The record is from RefSeq and is a predicted model, not a curated record. The coding region runs from base 1 to 435 and encodes 144 amino acids.
AUGUCAUACCCGCUAUGGAAUAUAUCCAACCUGACUGCCUUAUGCCUACUCGGAGACGCUUGGGUAAAGUCGGGAAAUGCUGCGCACGUUAGCCACAUGUUUGAGCUAUCACCAGGGCUUGAGUACCUGGAAAUCCCCCUCAAAUUUCAUAACCUCGCGAAAUGCAGGUUCCCCCGCCUCAAGAAGCUGAAAUUGUCGCUCCAAUCUGGCGCUACGUCUUCAAUUGACGAGUCACGUGCACGAUUCCUGGAGAACCAUCCAACGAUUGAGGAACUGACUUGGUUCCCGAGCGGCAUUCCCAACCUCGCUCCUGGUAGCUUGCCCAUCUUGAAGUGCCUCAGGACGAGCCUUCAGGUGGUCAUCGCGCUUGAUCAGCUUUCCCAAGAUCAUGUUAUACCGGUUGAGAAACUCGUUGAUCAGGUUUCACCACAAUGA